Coturnix japonica (Japanese quail) is the source of this 1764-nucleotide messenger RNA. It is a transcript of the gene SMIM33, whose product is annotated as small integral membrane protein 33. Lineage: Eukaryota; Metazoa; Chordata; Aves; Galliformes; Phasianidae. The record is from RefSeq and is a predicted model, not a curated record.
UGCUGUACAGGUCGCCUUGCAGGUGGUCCUCAUUAUUUUGUAGGAUUUAGUUCCUAACCAAACGUGGUGUGUUCCAGCUGGUGUGGGAGAUCAGCUGCUGAAUUUGCUCCUGUGCUGUACCUCUGGCAGCUAUCAGCAGAGCAAACAAAUCACCACCCCCUGCAGCAGCACAGCCAAUGUGAUGGAUCAGGGUCACCAGCCUUGAACCUCAGGGGAGUGGUUGAGGGGCAGGUGAAGCACUCCCUGCCCAGGUGCAUUCAUUUUCUCUGCAUCAGUGCUAAGGAGGUACCUCCCUGCUGCUCCCUGGAGCACCAUGUCAUGCAGAAGAGGCAAGUAAAGCUUCUUGACCUGGCAGACUUCAUCUGGCUUCAUAUUUUAGAUGUGAUGCUCAGAGGUUACGCUGUAGAUUAAGGUUUUACUGGAUCCUGAGAUGAGUGCAAAUUCCCAGAUGCAGCAGCUCUGAUGUGCAGCCAAAUCUCUGCUGGAAGCUCGCUGGGCUGGGUGGGGGACGGGGCUUCACCCACCCUGCAGUGCAAGGGAAGGAUGGAGCAGAAAUACUCCAGGAUGUUGUGCUGAGCAGGAGCAGGUCACCUUGCUCAGCCAUGAACACCUCAGCACCCAGCAGCCCGCUGAGGCACCCUGAGCCCCAGGAUGCAGCUGCUUUCACUCCCAUCUCCGUGGUCAGGAGCAUGACAAAGAAGUCUGAUGCCCUGCCUGUCAUCUCAGCCAUCGUCGUCAUCUUUGUCCUCCUGGCCAUCUUCAUCAUUGUCGUGGUGCACUACGGACCACAGCUCCGCACCAUCCAGAUCACCCUUUACCAGGAGCCCAUGCCGCAGGACCUGGAUGAUGGGGUGCACCUCAUGGACUGGAGGAAGCUGGGCUCCCAAAAGAAGCCUGCUCAGCCUGGGCAGUGGGAGCCGGGUGGCAGCCUGAGCUGUCAGUGCUCCUGCAGGCACCAUCUCCCCUGUGGGAGCAUCGAGCCCAAUGUCAUCGAGAUCACGUACCUGUAACAAGGUUUGGGCAGGACCCAAGGGAGAAACAGUGACUGGGCUGUUGGCUCAGCCCAAGACUGGCUGGUUCCUGCACUUUGGGGUCAUAUCAGUCUUCAGAUGGGCUCAACUGCAGUGACCCAUCAUCAGCCCUGACACCCAGACCUCUGUCAGCAGGCAGUGUGCAGUGCAGCCAGGCAAUGACAUUGGUGUUUGAUUGCCCCAAGGCAGAGCUGGGAGUGGGUCAUCCUGCGUGGGUCAGCGUCAGAAUCCUUUCUGGUUUUUCUCACCCUGGUUUCACCCACGCUGCCUGGGAACAACCAGGAGAGCUGCCUCGGUCCUCUUUCCACCCGGGGAGUGCCGAGCGAAUGCUCAGCCCCUUGGCACAAGCUGGAAGUUGCAUCAUUUGGAAUUGCUUUAUGGGUUAGGGAUGUUUUCACAUGGUGUCCUCGUUAUUCUGUUUGUGUGGCACAGGAAAGCCACCUGUCCCACUUUUGCUCCAUGCCACGGCCCUGCUGCAGAGCUGAAUGCUGGCCUCCCUCCUGCUGGCCCUGGUACAGCUGCCUGCAGAGCAAUGUGAGCAGUGAUGGGGAUGGGGCAACAAACUGGGGCUGCUCCCCAUUCCCCCGGGUGCUGGAUGUUUCUGACCUGCCUGAUGCUCUGGCUCCCUUCAGCUCAUGUAUUUCCAGCUUGUUUUACCUUAAAACAAAGUAGCGGUUGGACUUGUUGGAAAAUGUUGGUGUUCACAAUAAAAGUAAUUUAUAUUUUCCUUGUU